This is a messenger RNA of Gossypium arboreum, 2419 nucleotides long. RefSeq lists its product as uncharacterized. The coding region runs from base 754 to 1212 and encodes 152 amino acids. Gene Ontology annotation, cellular component: trans-Golgi network; Golgi membrane. The transcript is spliced from 4 exons. Lineage: Eukaryota; Viridiplantae; Streptophyta; Magnoliopsida; Malvales; Malvaceae. Gene Ontology annotation, biological process: Golgi to plasma membrane protein transport; protein localization to Golgi apparatus; Golgi to endosome transport. The record is from RefSeq and is a predicted model, not a curated record.
UCAUGAUAACGUAGGCACUGGGUUGUUUUGUCUUUUCAUUUAAGGUUCUUGGUUUUCCAAGUGAAAUCAAAAGUUUUCAGCCCAUUGGGUGACAGGAAAAGCUUGAUUCUUUCUACAAGAAGAAAUUAACUCGGCUUAAAGAAAAAAGAGAGAUUAACUUUCCCUCCGUUGAAAUGUAGCUGACUUUUAUAUACAGGUAAGAGAAUUACUACAAAAAAAACUUAAGCUUCAAUCCCCCUCAAAAGAAGGUUCCACGGAGGGUGGAGUCCAGCUGACCUGAAGCUUUAUAAUAUUUUACUAAUAUGAAAAAGAAGGUUCUUAGAAGCGAAAAUUGUAGAAUUUGUUAAUGGAUACGCCUCUCUCCUCUAUCAGCCUCCACGCUUCGUUCCAAUAAAAGGCAUUUAGGUUCGGGUUUGUUUCUCUCAGGACUCACUGAUUUACCAGAUCCGAGUUCACCAAGUCUCAAUUUUGGGCACACUGGCGUUGAAUUUUCAUUCUCCAAAAAAACUGGGUUUUUUCUUGUAACUUCGAAAAAUUCCAGCUGGGCAACCAGUGGUUCUACUAAUCCCUUUUUUUUUCUGAGAAUUAGGGUUUCCAAGAAAAAAAAGCAUUGGAGGAACUAGUUCCUUUUUAGGGUUUGCCACUUGGGUAUAAGGAAAGUUUUAGUGUACAUUGAGGAAUUGGUUUGAAAUUGUUUCGGUUUUGUGCUGAUCUGGGAGAAUCCGGAAUUUGAAGGGGUAUUGAAUUGUAGACAUGUUCUAUGGUGCGGUGGUAUGGGAUCCUUGGCUUAUUGUAGCCCAAAUUGUUUGCCUUCAAUGUUUAUACUACCUUACUCUUGGAGUUUUCUUAUCGUUUCUUGUUGGCAUUCGCGUUUCUCGUAUGAGUUUGGUCUAUUUCUUUGACUUUGCAUCGGUUACUACCUCUACCGUUACAGGCUGGUGUGUCAUUGCUUCCUUUCUGCUCAGCUCAAUUGCGGGCGCUGGGUAUAUGCUUUAUUUGAUUGAAAGGGCAAAGAAAUGCUUAGAUUUUUCAGCCACACUCUAUAUUAUACAUCUUUUUAUAUGCAUCAUGUAUGGAGGUUGGCCUUCCUCAAUAACAUGGUGGGUUGUGAAUGGUACUGGAGUUGCAGUGAUGGCUUUGCUAGGUGAAUAUUUAUGCAUUAGACGGGAACUCAGAGAGAUUCCCAUAACACGAUAUCGAUCAAAUGUUUGACUGAUAAAGAAUCAGGUAUGAAGAAAUUCCUUGUGGCAUUAAAAUACAUUGUUUCCCAAUGCUUUGAAGGAUAUAAUUAUUUAAAAACCAAAUAUAAUCCGCAAUGAGAAAGAUGAAAGAGAGCAACCAUGAAAGUUUGGGAUAGUGAUGCUGAGGUGAUAUGAAGCUGAAGGCAUUCAUUUGGGUUUGAUCUUUGAGAACUGUUUUCAUAUUUUGGCUGCAUAGCUGAUUAGUUUUUUAGUUUUUUAAGUCUGCAUAUGAUUAGAUAAAUUUGGGGUUAUCUGACCUAAGUAUUUUCUUGAUCUACAGUUUAUUUAAUUACUUUUUUCCUUUUCUGCUUUCAAGCAUUUGCCACACAUGUUAAGUAUAAAUGAUGUGAUUUGCUUGUGGAUAAUAUCUUUGAUUUUAGGGUAAACUUCUAAAAUUAGAUAUUUUUAUUUUUGUUAAUUUGGUGACCGCUAUUAAUUAAAUUGAUCAAUUUAAUUAUUUUUUAUUUUUUCCUUAUUUCUUUCGUUCCUUUUUUUUUCUUACCUUUCUCUCUCCUCUCCUUUUCCCCCAUAUUCUUCCUUAAAUCCAACACACAAAUGCAAUGACAGUUAUUCCAAAUGAAAAUCCAGAAUGCUGAGCGGAAUGAGCAACCGUUGGUGUUUGAAGUGGCUAUGAAAGCAAUGUCGAUGAUGGAAAUAAGCAAAAUCCAUAUCAAUAACAACCCGUGUUGUGCGGUCUGCAAGAGCAAUUCUGGUUAGGGGUCAAAGUUCUUAAUAUGCCUUGGGAUAAUUUGUAUCAUUCCAACUGCAUACUCUCAUGGCUUCAAUUAUGAAACUCAAGCUUUGUUGCCACAAAUUACCCGCCAACGUUGACGGUAAUGAAGAAGCCGAAAUCGAUUGUGUAUAUUCAAAUUUGGGUGAGAUUCUAGCUGGGCUGAUUGUUUGGAGGUUACCCGGCAAAGGGUUUGCAAUGGAUAGGUUUCCAAGAAGAAUUAGAGGAGGCGGAGAGAAUAGAGAUUUUUUAAUGGUUUACACAGAAGUGGACGGUGGUUUUAGCGAUGGAGGGUUGCGACAAAGGGUUUCAUGGGUGAACCAAGGUCAUAAAGGGAGGCAAAAAGGACGGGUUUUUUCUUUUUUUCUUUUGGGGACUUUUUUUGUGAGAGGAUUGUCUUACUGGUUCAAGUUCUUCUAAUUUUAGGUUAGUUUCUAGUAUUUUUAAA